Molecule: messenger RNA, 3336 nt
Organism: Cladocopium goreaui
Lineage: Eukaryota; Dinophyceae; Suessiales; Symbiodiniaceae
Source: the annotation of a GenBank genome assembly
AUGCGAUCAGAAUUGCUGUUGUUGAUCUCUGACUUUACGACCUUCGGACCGUUGCUGUUGCUACGCAGCUCCAUGCGCUUGGGCUCCUUGUUGUCAGUCUAUGGCAUGUCAUGUCCCGACUUGUUGACUUUGGCACUGGAUCCUAUCCAUUUCGAGAGUCCCUUGUUGUUACACGGAUUCUGUCGGGCAGAAUUGCCUUUGUUGGUCUUCGGGAUGGUUCGAGUUGAUUUGGUGCUGUCAAUGUUGGAUCUUUUGAGUCCGGGCUCGGCUCUCUUGACCUUUGGAAUGGCACGCCUGGGGUCUUUGAUGUUGGCACUUGACUUUGCACAUUUGGGCUCGUUGCCAUUGUCGAAGGCAUUCGCAUGUUUAGAUCCCGCCUUGUCAGUCUUUGGCAUGUCCUGGCUGGAUCCUGUGGCACCGGUGUUGGACCUCAUUCAUGUGGGUAGCAUCUCAUCACUGCGAAGCCACAGCUGCUCUGGACCUGUGUUGUUGGUUUGGGGCAUGAGCUGCUUGGGACUCUCGUUGUUGACGUCAGACUUCGUGGGUAUGGGCCUGUCAUCAUCAUCACAAAGCUUCACCCGGCCAGGUCCAGCUCUCUUGGCCUAUGGCUUCUCUUGCCUGGCGUCCUUGUUGUCAGCCCUGGAUUUCGUGAAAUGUGGAUCUUUCACACUGUUGCGUUCAUAUGCAAAGAUAGACCUGGCGCUGUCGGCAUAUGGAAUGACAUGGAUUGGCUCCGCUCUGUUCUUGCCGGACCUCUUGAGCUUAGGUUUGUUCCCAUCACCCAGGAGCUUUGCACGCUUUGGCCCGGCCAUUUCGCUUUAUAGCAUGACUCGACUUGGUUUCGUCUUUUCUGUGCUGGAUCUUUUGCAUAUGGACUUUCUCACGUUGCUUCAAUCAUCCUUGCGUUUUGACCCAAUGCUAUUCGUCUCUGGGCUAUCCAGGCUUGGUUCGGUGCUGUUGGCUCUUGACUUCGUGAUGAUGAGCUCGUCCGUGUCGCUCCGGUCACACAUGCGCACAGGGUCGGCCCUUUCCGUCUAUGGCAUGGCACGGCUAGGAUUUUUCUUGUUUCCGUUGCACGUGUCAACACUGGGCUCGUUCUUGUCACCUCGGGCACCCAUGAAUAUUGGCCUCACACCGUCAGCUUAUGGUCUGACCAGAUCUGGAUUUCCACUGCUGGUCCCUGACCAUGUACAUAUUGGCAGCUCCUUGUCUCUCAGAGCCUUAGGUUCCUCAAGAAUUGGCUUCACCAUGCCAGUCUUCGGCAUGAUCUGUUCGGGGCUGUUGACGUCAACGCUUGACUAUGCACGCAUGAGCAGCUUCAUGCCGGCGCGUUUGUUUGUCUAUGGCGUGCUUUGCAUGGACUUCUCUCCAUCGAUUCUGGACUACCUGCAGUUAGGCUCCUCGUUGUUUCUUCGAAGUUUCGUUUGUUGUGACUUUGCUUUGCCACUCUAUGGAGUCGCAUGUUUGGAGUUGCCAUUGUUGGCCUUGGAAUAUGCUUGGACGGAGAGUUUCAUGUCCUUCAGAUCCUUCUCAAGGCUUGACUUUUCACUUCCUGCCUAUGGCAUGGCUUGUUCAGAUUUCACCUUAUCAGCAUUGGACUUUGUGACUCUGGGCUUCGCAACUUCCCUGAGGGCUCUUGCACACUUGGGAUUCUUCAUGUUUAUGCUGGGACCUUUGGACAUAGCUUCGGGCCUCAAGGUCUAUGGCCCAAACGACUUUGAAUCAGCGUGUCCUGUACGAAGCUAUGCACGAUCUGACCCAUCCCUAUCACUCUACGGAAUGACUCGUCUCGAUUCAACGCUUCCUCUACUGGAUUUUGCAACCAUUGGUUCAUGCUUGUCCCUGCAAAGCUACUGUCGAACGGGCUUGUUGUUUUUUGCCUUUGGCUUGAUUUGUUUGGGAGAGUUUUUAUUUGCUCUUGACUUUGUAUCACUUGACAGUUCCAUGUUGCUAAGUUCACCUAUCCAAUUGGGCGAUGCGAUGUCUCUCUACGAUUUUGCCAAUUUCCGCAGCGGUCUUUUGUUAAGAAGCUACGCACGACUUGGGAGUUUGAUAUUGGUCUAUGGCUUGGCGCAACUUGGCCCUUCGUCCUCAGCCUUGGAUUUCGUGCACAUGGGAUUCUUGCUGUUCCUGCAAUCUUUUGGAUGCUUAGAGUCUUCCGUCUCUGUGUAUGGCGUUUCAAGAUUGGGACAUAGCCUGUUGGCCUUAGACUUUUCGGAGAUGGGCUUCGCACCAUUUCCAAGGAACUCUUUGCGUCUUGGAAGUAUGAUUUUCACCUAUGGCAUGUCCUGUAUGGGAUCUACACCACCUGUAUUGGACUUUGUCGUGCUGGGACUCAUGCAAAUUGGUUCAUCUCCUUCUCUCUAUGGUCUGGUUUGCUUGGACAGUUUGCUGUUUGCCCUGGAUUUUGCUCAUCUCGACCUUCUGUUUCAUGUGAUCGGACUCUGCAUUGUUCGUUUUCGGGAUGAGUCGCCUUGGACCUCCGUUGUUGAUGCUCGACUCUCUGUCUUUGGGUCCUUUGUGAGAUUUGAACUGAAUUUAUCGGUCUUUGGCAUGGAAAGAUUGGGCUUUUUCUCAUCUGCCUUGGAUUUUUUCCAGCUGGACCUUGUGCUGCUUACGAGGAGAUUCCCUUUGUCCACCCUUGACCAUCUUCAACUGGACCUUUCGCCCUCUUCGCAAAGUUUCAUGCAAAUCGGAUUUUCGAUGUCACCCUACGGUAUCAGUUGUAUGACUUCUGUGUCAACCUUGGACUUUGUGCAACUGGGUUUUCCAUCAUUCCUCCAAAGCCCUGCUCAAAUCGAUUUCUCUCCAUUCGUUUGGGGCAUUAUGCGGCCGGGUUUUAGCCUUUCUCUUCUGGACUGGUGCAGCGUCGACUUCAUACUGUUUUUGCGAACUUUCGUCCAGCUGGGCUCUGUGUUGUUGGUGUUUGGAAUGUCGCAGUCGGAGCCAUUGCUUUCAGCCUUGGACCCUGCCAGCUUGGGAAGCACAUUGUCAUCGAGGUCACCUGCCAGAUCAGAGUUCUCACUGCCAACUGAGGGAAUGAGUCGUUCAGAUUUUCCCCUGUCCCUGUCGGACUUUGUUCAGAUGGGUUUCUCCAUGUUGCCCAGAGGCCUUGCUUGGUCAGAGCUCUUCCUACCACUUUUCGGAGUUUCAAAACUCGAAUCGACAUCACUGGCACCAGAUCUCUUGCACCUCGGUAGCUUCCUGUCGAUGCGAUCGUAUGCCCAAUUGGGCUCCGUGAUUUCUCUCUACGGCAUGACAUGGAUGGAAUUCACAUUGUCAACACCUGAUCUUGUCCUCAUGGACUCGGCCAUGCCGUUGCGAAGCCCCAUUUGA